This is a messenger RNA of Fusarium fujikuroi IMI 58289, 729 nucleotides long. RefSeq lists its product as uncharacterized. The transcript is spliced from 2 exons. Lineage: Eukaryota; Fungi; Ascomycota; Sordariomycetes; Hypocreales; Nectriaceae. Bases 1 to 729 code for a protein of 242 amino acids. The record is from RefSeq and is a predicted model, not a curated record.
AUGGCACAAGCUUUAAAGCAUUGGCAUCACAUCCUCCUCUCCUUUAUCAUCCCUUAUCCCAUCGACCGCCCUCUUCCAACUUUUGCAACUCACUUGCAACCCCGGCAGACGUCCUGGUAUCAAUCAUCAAAGGCAGAGACUCCACUCCAAACAUCAAAGUCUGCACUACAAAACUACAAGGACAAUCCCCUCGAGAAAACCAUCAUGUCUUCAGCGAUGUCGGAAAAGUCGACCUCUCGAUCAAAGCGCAAUUCCCCGAAACGCAGUCUUGCGUCAGGCUCAGUAACAGGCGACGCGAAACGCCGCAAGAGCGAGCAUGUCAAGAGGUUCACGGAGAUGGCACUCGAUGACGUCGAACAGAUCUUUCAGAAGUCCAGAGACCGUCUCAACGAAGCAGAGGAACUGUACCAGGACGCUGAAAAAGCGCGCACCGAGAAGCUAGAGACCUACAUGGAUGCCACAAAGGCCAUGACAGGAGCGCACCAGGCACUGUCGAGCGCUAUGAUCCGAAAGGCGAAUGCGACGAAGGACGUCGCAAGACUGGAAAUGAUCAAAGAUGCUCGGGAGGCGAUCGAGAAACGUGAUAACCUGCAGACUCAAGCUGAGAAGCAGAAGAAAGAGCUCUUUGCGGUUGAAACCAAGCUCUUGAUGUGGGAAAACAUCGCCAAUAUGGCGGUAGAGAACCUCAAGGAGGACGAUCUGGAGCACCUGUUCCAGUUUCAGGGAUAG